Myxocyprinus asiaticus (Chinese sucker) is the source of this 2792-nucleotide messenger RNA. RefSeq names its product myxovirus (influenza virus) resistance H (gene mxh). The coding region runs from base 102 to 2033 and encodes 643 amino acids. NCBI's taxonomy places the organism in Eukaryota, Metazoa, Chordata, Actinopteri, Cypriniformes, Catostomidae. Gene Ontology annotation, molecular function: microtubule binding; GTPase activity; GTP binding. Gene Ontology annotation, cellular component: microtubule; cytoplasm; membrane. The transcript has 14 exons. Gene Ontology annotation, biological process: defense response to virus. The record is from RefSeq and is a predicted model, not a curated record.
ACCUAUAUAAGGUUCAUUCAAUUAAUUUGAGACUGAUUUGCUGCGACUGAUUGUCUGAAGAACCUUUACGUGAAUUCUGAAAUAUCUGCAUCAAAGUAGUUAUGGACAGCUCACCAGAACUUUUGGAUUUUGAUGCUUCAGAUGAAAAUGGUCCCGAGAACAGUGGAAUAUUUCUGCGACAGUGGGAUUCACAGGUUCGGCCCUACAUCGAGAUGAUUGACUUCAUGAGGACAAUUGGCAUUGAGAGGGAACUUGCACUGCCAUCCAUUGCAGUGGUUGGAGACCAGAGCUCAGGGAAAAGCUCUGUUCUAGAGGCACUCUCAGGAGUGGCUCUACCUCGUGGCAGUGGUAUUGUCACUCGCUGUCCACUGGAGCUUAAACUCAGGAAGCUGAACAAUGGGGGAGACUGGACAGCCGUAAUCUCCUACAAAGAUGUGCGAGAGACAUUUAAUGAUCCCACAGAAGUUGAGAGUUAUGUCCGAAGGGCGCAGAAUAUGCUUGCUGGAGAUGGAGUGGGAAUCUGUGAUGAUCUUAUCAGUUUAGAGAUCACAUCACCUGAUGUGUGUAACCUCACACUGAUCGAUCUACCUGGUAUAACAAGAGUACCAGUGAAAGGUCAACCUGAGGACAUUGGAGACCAGAUUAGACACCUAAUAUUGAAAUUUAUUGCAAAGAAAGAAACCAUCAAUCUGGUUGUUGUCCCCUGCAAUGUUGACAUAGCAACCACAGAAGCACUUAAAAUGGCACAGGGUGUGGAUCCUGAUGGCUCAAGGACUUUAGCAAUAUUGACAAAGCCAGACCUGGUAGAUAAAGGAGCGGAGGUUGACAUCCUACAAGUACUUCAGGGCAAAGUUGUUCCUCUCAAAAAGGGCUACACCAUUGUCCGAUGUAGAGGCCAGAGUGAUAUCAAUGAAAACGUGUCGUUGGCUGAAGCCACACGACAGGAAAAAGAGUUCUUCACGAACCAUGCAUACUUCAGUUAUCUUCUUGAUGAGGAGAGGGCCACAACUAGCUGCCUUGCCACAAGACUCACUAAGGAGCUGGUCGAACAUAUCAAGGCUUCCCUUCCAUCAUUAAGAGAGCAAAUUCAAAUCCACCUUUCUUCCGUGAGAGUUGAGCUAAAGCGUUAUGAUGAAGGUCCUCCUUUAGAACCAAAACGGAUGGGGCCUUAUCUUAGCAAGAAAAUAUUGGAGUUCAGUGACCAGAUAAGCGAGUUGUGUAGAACAGGGGAAUCAGGAAAUGGAAACCUUUACUCUCUCCUUCGACCAGUGUUCAAUCAAUGGGAAUGCCACCUGAGUGACUCCAAAUCAUCCUUCAGAGAGUUAAUAAGGGAGAUGACUGAAAAAUAUGAUGAGGUCCUUCGCGGGAGAGAACUGGUGACCUUCAGUGACUACUGUGCGUAUGAAUCAAUGGUAAAGAAACAUGUUGGAGACCUUAAACAACCAGCUAUGGAUACAUUGAAGCUCAUCCGAGGUAUUGUGCAGAAGGAGUUUAGGGUUAUGUGUGAGCUAUGUUUCCCAAAUUUCCCUCAUCUGAGACACAUAAUACUGAACCUGAUUGAUGACAUUCAGUCAAAGCAAGAAAGCAAGGUGGAGAAGAGGAUCCAUGAGUACAUCAACAUGGAGAAACUUGUUUACACACAGGAUCCCAUUUUUACCCAGAAAAUUGUGGAUUUUAAAUUUGUGGAAAGGAGACAGGAGUAUGAGUCGGUUUGUCUAGAUACUGGAGAGAAUGCAACCUCACCCAAAAACUGUGCUGUCUUUGACACCAGGAACCUGACACCUGAUAAACUUAUCAUCUACUAUGAGAUUGUGUAUCAGCGUCUAGCCGACUACAUUCCCAUGGUGAUCCUGCUCUUUAUACUGAAGGAAGCUGCUAUGAUGCUGCGGUCUCAUGCUAUGGACUUGCGGGAUGGAGCAGAUGUUGUGAAACUGCUCGUGGAAGAUACAGAAGCUGGGCGACAGAGAGCAGACUUACACCAACGCAUGGAGCGACUGCGCCUGGCCCAAGAAAGGAUCAGUAUAUACCUCUGAGACAGAACUUGAUUCUGGACCAGCAAUGCCCUGUCUUAUUUCCUUACAUUUAACCACUAAAAUACAAUAGGUUAGAGCUGUUUGAAAGUAAGCAGCAAAGGAAAGUUCAUCAUUACAAUCAUAACAAAGUUAGUUUAUGGUAAUAUUGUUUCUUUUAAAUUACAUUUAAAAAAGAAUUCUACUGGGGGUGGGGGGGGGUGGCUGGGUAGCUCAGCAAGUAAAGACGCUGACUACCACACCUGGAUUCGCAAGUUCAAAUCCAGGGCGUGCUGAGUGACUCCAGUCAGGCUUCCUAAGCAACCAAUUGGCCAGGUUGCUAGGGUGGGUAGAGUCACGUUGGGUUAACCACCUUGUGGUCGCUAUAAUGUGGUUCUCGCUCGGUGGGGUGCGUGGUGAGUUGUGCGUGGAUGCCGCGGAGAAUAGCGUGAGCCUUCACACGUGCUAGGUCUCCGCGGUAACCCGCUGGACAAGCUACGUGAUGAGAUGCAUGGAUUGACGGUCUCAGAUGUGGAGGCAACUGAGAUUCGUCCUCCACCACCUGGACUGAGGCGAGUCACUACGCCACCACGAGGACUUAGAGCGCGUUGGGAAUUGGGCAUACCAAAAAGGGGAGAGAAUCCCCUCCCCCCCAAAAAAUAAAUAAAAAUAAAAUAAUUCUACUUGUUACAAAGUGUUCUCUUUAUGUGAGCUUGGUGUUAUCUUUGAAGGUGUGAUUUUAUCAAAUGUGUGAGAAGUCUCUAAAUAAAAGACUUUAAAACA